Molecule: messenger RNA, 1106 nt
Organism: Hypoxylon trugodes
Lineage: Eukaryota; Fungi; Ascomycota; Sordariomycetes; Xylariales; Hypoxylaceae
Product: V-snare-domain-containing protein
Exons: 2
Coding region: 245-979 (244 amino acids)
Biological process (GO): vesicle fusion; endoplasmic reticulum to Golgi vesicle-mediated transport
Cellular component (GO): SNARE complex; late endosome membrane; endoplasmic reticulum membrane
Molecular function (GO): SNAP receptor activity; SNARE binding
Source: RefSeq, a predicted model, not a curated record
AUUUAGCUACGUGUUAGGUAGCUUAGCCUUAGCAACUUUAACCAACUCUAACUUUCUUCACUACUACAACGCCUUUCAACUUUGAUAUCUACAUGUACUCGAUCGACAAAAAAUAGUAUCGAGUUGAACGUAGCGAAAGGGUUUCUCUGUACUAUAUAUCCACACGAAUCCGAAUCCGAAUUGCUUCUAGCUAAUAGUUAGCUCUCACAUCUAAAUAUCCGAAUAGAUCAUUAAAACCACCAAAAUGAACACCCAAUUCAACUCUGCGCUCAAGCAGUCCACCUCUAUAAAACGCGACCUAACCAGCCUCACAUCCUCCGACAGCGCCCCUCCCACACCCGCAGCGCUAGGCUCUCUCUCCGCCUCUCUAACCGCCUUCUCGCGAACCCUAGACGAAUACAACGCCCUAGCGAAACAAGAAUUAAACCCAGCAAAGCAAGAAAAAGCCUACGAACGGAUCCGAAAUUUCCGCUCCGAGCUCUCGUCGUUUCGAACACAACUCGAUGAGCUUAAGACACAACGCGAAGAUGCGCUACACGCGCAAAACCGAACAGAGCUUCUAGGCCGCCGGCCAUUUACUACCGCUACGCCUGAAAACCCGUAUGCGAAUGCCACACCACAGUCUUCUUCUCCCUCGGUUCCGAAUCGAUAUGGUAGUGGAGGGCAGUUGAGCAUGGGUAGCAAUGAUUAUACGCGGGAGACGCAUGCUCUGCGGGAGCAGAAUUUCUUCGCGAGCACGAACACAGCGCUGGAUGAGUACAUCGCAAGGGGCCAGGCUGUGCUUGGGGACUUGGGUUCGCAGAGGGAGAUGUUGAAGAAUACGCAGAAGAGGUUGUAUAGCGUGGCUAAUACGCUUGGUGUUAGUGGGGAUACGAUACGUAUGAUUGAGAGGAGGGCAAAACAAGAUAAAUGGAUAUUUUGGGGUGGGGUGGUAGUAUUCUUUGGCUUUUGUUGGCUGUGUCUACAUUUUCUACGGUAGGACAGCUUGCACGUAGUGAGGAUAUUCAGGGGUUGCUACGGUUAGGAGACGGACAAAUGGAAAGUAUCGCGAAGGUCAAGUCAUGAGAUUGCAUGGCAUAGUCACUUUUAGCGAGGCGUUUGGGGUU